Molecule: messenger RNA, 4306 nt
Organism: Nicotiana tabacum (common tobacco)
Lineage: Eukaryota; Viridiplantae; Streptophyta; Magnoliopsida; Solanales; Solanaceae
Source: RefSeq, a predicted model, not a curated record
UAACUUUUAAACCAAUUAGAACAAUCAAUAAUCCGUAAAUAACCCUUGUACUACUACGUGGUGCAUAAAUUUCUUGUUUUGACCCCAAAUUCAUACAGCCAUACCCAACCUUUUGUUCUAUGGCUUGAAAGUUCCAAAUCAACAUCCUUUUCCCUACUGGGAACAGAAAUACAGUUAUGGAAUCCAAAUCUGUUUUCUGGAGGGAAAAGGUCUGAAGCAAACACCUUCAAUUUCAUGAUAGUGCCAAAUUAGUUACUAUUAGAAUUGAAAAAAGACGGAGACAAUAUGGACGUUAACAAACCAAUUUGGAGACUGACAGGUGAAAAUCUUAGUCGGCGACUUAACCGGCAGGUAGGGUUUAGCACGCCGGAAAUCGAUGACGAUUCUGCUAUGGAGGAGAAACAGCGUCCAAUACACAUUCUAAAGAAGAAGCUCUCUCCUUAUUUAGAAGAUUUAUUCAAAAAGAAGAGCUUGGCGAGAGAAAAAGCACUAAGGACAUUGGUUGCGGAAUUUGAGAGUAAUGUUCGUUAUGAAUUUGCUGAGAAUAAUUUUGUCACUUUGGUACAUCGAUGCCAAAAUUGUUUGAAACGGGGUUCUGCAUCGGAGAUUGAUUUAGCAUUACAACUUAUAGGAUUAGUAGUACUCACUCUUGGUGCGGGUGAUGAUGCACAUGAGAUUUAUGAAGAAUCAUUGGUGUUUCUUCCUCAACUCCUCAACUGCAAAUUAUCUCUCUCUGUCAAGGUUAUGGAGUGUUUGUCUAUUGUCACUCUUGUUGCUGCAAGAGAUUUUGUAGACACAGAAAGAUCAAUGGAAAUUAUAUGGCAAUUCAUGAAUCAGGAAUCAAAAUUCAAAGGGACCAAACACCCGUCAUCCAGGACUGCUGCAGCAAUAUCAGCUUGGGCUUUCCUUCUUUCAAACAUUAAUAGAUGGAGUAUUGAUCACAAAAAGUGGAAAGGAUUGAUCCCUUUUCUUCUAAAAAAGCUCGAGGAAAAUGAUGAACAUGUUAAUGCUGCUAGCAUUGAAGCACUUGCUAUAAUUUUUGAAAAUGGCAGUCUUGAGAAAUUUUCAAAUCAAGCAGAAGAAUAUGAAAAUACAAAGAACAUGAAAGAUGACAUAAUGAAGCAUGUGAAGAGAGCAUGCAAUGGCACCAAACAAGAUGCUUCAAAAAUUCUCGAGGAUGAUUACAAUAAGACGACCUCCCUCACCUUAUGCGGAACAAGACUUACCUUUAGUACCUGGUCACAAUUGAAACAGAUAAGUUACAUAAGAAGAUUUUUAGGUUAUGGUUUUACAAAACACAUGAUGGAAAACGAAAACCUCCGCAACAUAUUUAACUUUGUACCGGCGACGAAAACUAGUGGCGUAGAACUGUAUAAACCUAAAUUUGAAAAGGUGGUUGUUCGGGUAUUCUUACCCGAUGUAAGAAGAGAAACUUGCUCAAAGAGGAUGAAUAUGUCCCCUAGUUCUCUAGUGAGCAAGGGAAGGACUAAGUUGAUGAACAAGUAUAGGAGUCUUACAGAGGACACUAAGGCCGGGCAUUACAUUGCUGAUGAAGAUCUUGAUUGAAAUAUUGUUUCAAUUGGUGUAAAUUCUUUGCCAUGUUAUUGAAUUAUAAAAUUUUCAGGCAUCAUUUAUUUAUAUCUUCACUGAAAGUGAUUCCUUUUCUUCUUACUGUUUUAUGAUUUCUAUACAUGAUCUUUCUUAUUCAAGAGAUGUUUAAAUAUAUUCAUUAUCCAAAGCGGAACACAAAAGAUAGAGAGGUAGAAGAAAAAGAAAAAAGAGGAUGGAAAAUAAUUAAAGAUAUUGAUUCCUAAUUCCUAAAGUAAUCAUUUAUACUUUGUAGUAAAUAUAUAGAACAUGAACAGAACUAUUUAUGGAAUUUCAAGACAUUCCGUUUCAUCUCACAUACAUCUUACUCCAAAUCCUACUUACCAUUACUCUAUCAACAUAGUUUAACAAGUGUCCUCACCGCAUAAUCAAGUCACAUUUUUUUGUUCUAUUAUAGUAUUUUAUAAUUGCAAUUAGUAUGUUUGCGUACAAGAUUUGAAUAUAUCUCAAGCUAACAAUUUACAAAAAUAAAAAUAAAAAUAAAAUGUAUUAGAAGUUCCCUAUAUUUUCUAUUGGCAUAAAAAUCUAAUAGGGCCGAAAAGAGUCUUAGAAAGCAUAUGACCUAAGGUAUAACAUUCUAACAUGUCGAAAACAUAUUCCCAAUUAAUUGAUAUCGCCUAUAUAGAUCUUUUUGUUCUAUUGUGUCCUAUCUUACGCUAAGUCUGCAUGAAUUUAAUGAAAUUGUUGGUCUUUUGAGACAACUUCCUUCCAUGUGAUUUUGGGUCUACCCCAUUCCCUUAUAACACCUUCACUCACUAUGAUUUUAGGUGCAAGAACUUUAUGAAGCAAUAAUAUAGUUAUCACACGUGACCUGAGUUUCAAUGAGACUACUCCUUUGCCUUGUGUCAAAUUAACUGAUAUAUGAUCUGCUUGUAUUGGUGAUUGAAAUCAAUGCUUAUUGGUAAUGCAUUUCUUUCAUAUCUUUCAUUGUUUGUGACUUGUGGUAGUUCAAUUGAAGGCCUCUAUCCUGCUUCAAACCUUUCCCAAUUAGAAGUUUGCAGCUUGAUGUUGACACCUCUUGAAAACCUUAACCUUCAGUAUCAAAUUUGAGAAGGCUCCAGAAUCUACAUUUCGGUAGGAUUUGUUAGGUUGACAGAUUUCAGAUUCCAUGAUUCUAUUUAUCGUGGUUUUGGGAAAACCAGUAUGGCAUCACAAGUCCGAGUUUCACCUCUGGUUACGUGAACUGAAUUUCAUGCAGCAAGGAAAUGACCAAUUCCUGAUGUUGUCCAAGUUCUUAGCUCUUUAAUUGAAGUUCAAUAACAACUGUCUCUCUAAAAAACUUUUGCGGACCAAUCCCAGAAAUGAUAUUGCUGUUGGAAGCUGCAGCCUGCAGUACAUACUACAUAGAGUUCUCAGACAAUGAGCUGUUUGGCCAUGUUACUGUGACUAUAUAUGUUAUUAUCUCUGAAAUAAAACUUCAUUGACAUAAGAAAAAAGAGAAAUAUUCGAACUUGAACAUUUUGUUUUCGAAUGUAAUCAAUGAAAAAAGGAAUGUAAGUAGGUAAGGGGGUGGAUGUAGCCAAGUGGAUCAAGGCAGUGCAAGGAUUCAAUUCCUUGCAUAAUUCAUAAAUAUCAUAAUAAAUGAUUGGCUAUGAGUGAUAGGGUUGAUGCUUGGGAACAAUGUCAAAGGUCUUCUUUUAAUAACUCAUGGGUAUGAUGCACGAAGAGUUGGUAAGAAAAUGGCUUUAUCAUUUGUCUGACCAUAUUACUGUGACUAUAUAUGGUUUAGAAACGCUGGCCAGCUGACUGAGAGAUGAAAGAAAUUCUUCUUGCCUACUGCAUCUCACCUAUAUUUGCAGGUGUUCAGCUGGACCAAGUGGCAUUGGUUCAUGUGAUUUACAUAGUGAUGUGCAUCUUACAACAAUGGAAUAGACCUCUCUUGUGAGGUGAAACUGGCUUCUUACAAGGGUUCUACAUGCAUCGUUCACAUAAUGGUCUUUCUGGUAAGCUUCCAGGUACCACUGGCAAAACAAUUAGCGUUUGUACGAGGAACUUUCUCUAAUACUUGCUUCAUUGGAUACUCUGUUAUCUCAACCGUUGUUAUACCAAUUAGAGCGGGAGGGCGCCAAUGGGGAAACAUUUGACACAUUGUAUGAAGCUGAGUUAGUGCAUGUGGAUAAGAAGUUUCUAUAUGAAUUUUGACCACGAUUAAAGAGGUUAUUUGAGUUAAAAUAGAUUGGCAAUGAGAUUGAAGAUCUCAAAGAGAGACAUUACUUUCCAUGGUAUUAAGAUGAUUGGCUCUGAAAUUGGUUUAUGGGAAGUGUUAGUGUCUUGUACUUCAUGAAGUUGUCAUGGAGAGAAGGUAUUGGAAGGCUGAACCAUGUGCUGAAGCGUAAACCAACAAAUGCUUCCCUACUGCAUUGAAGAUAAGACCUGUGGUUUCUGUCCAACUUCAAAUCAGUUUAAUGUAUUCAGCUGGACCUAAGUGAAAUAGGUUCAUGUAUAUGUGUGAGAAUUUUUCAGCGUGGCAGAGUUGAUGACACCCUUGUAGAAGGGUGUCUACGCCAGUGCCAAUGGGGAGACAUUUUGAUAAAAUGUACUAUGAAGAGUUGGUGCAUGUUAACAACUUUCUAUAUGCGUUUUGACCAUGAUGAAAUAGCUUAUAUAUGCUGUUGAUGGAUUUGUUUUUGUAUAUUUGAAGCUGAAAAUGUAAGAUGUUAAUAAUCUUUAACAUAAACGAACACUAUUUUAUCUGGUA